AAGUGAAUAGUAAUAACAGCGGACUCAAAUUAAACAUAUAUAAAGCGUUUUUAAUACAGAUUUUGAAUUUCUGUUCAGAAGUAAAGGAAGGAAUUUUCGGCACACGCAUCUGGCAACCCUGUUUAAAACCAGUGAAUAUUCCUAAAUUAUGGACUUUUGUCACUGCCACUGAACUUGUAAAAACUGUAUUAUUCUUCUGCUUGGAUCAUUUGUGACUCACUUCAUGCUACAAUGAAUGGUCUGAAUAGAAUAGAAUAGAAUAGAAAUGGAUACCAUAAAUAUUUACACUCACCCAAAAAUGGUUCAUCUUUGUUACAGUAGAUCUCUGGGCUUGGAUUGUUUAUGAUGCUGAUUGAAAAUGCAUCAUAAAUUCAUACAACAAAAAUAAUAAUAAAAGAAUAGCCAAAACCAAUGUAAAGGGAACCAUGGUAGUUCAUUAAUUAAGAUUAUGUCAUGAUCGUAAAUUGUCUAUAUAGUUUACAGUGCUUUAUAUUCCAAAGGUCAUUUGGUAGUUGGCAGAUUCCUUUGUUAGAAAAGUACAAACAAUAUUGUUCAUUGCAGUCAUAUCUAACAUGAAUACUGUAUACAGAGACGCCAAGAUUUUGGUGGUCGGUGCAGGAUUUGCAGGUCUGGCUGCAGCAGCCACUUUGCUCAAGGCUGGAUUUCAGGAUGUCAAGAUCCUUGAAGCUAAAGAUCGUGUAGGAGGAAGAGUUUGCACUACUAAACCAUUUACAGAGAACAUUAUUGAACUUGGUGCUAACUGGAUCCAUGGACAGGAUGGGAAUCCCCUCUACCAGAUAGCCAAAGAGCAAGACUUGCUGGUUGAGACCAUAACCGCAAGCAAAGUCAUGUGCUUUCCCCACUCUGUUACUCCACGUGAUUAUUUUUUCAUGGAUGGUGGGAAACAGCUUUCAACUGGCAGUGUUGAUCAUGUAUGUUCCCUGUUCAGUAAACUCACCUCAAAAGCCUUUGAGUCUGAGCUGGCGGAUAAACAUAGAUUCUUAAGUUUGGGGGAAUAUCUUGAUGUGUCCUUUGCUGAAUCACCUUUAGCUACGUCAGAAGAUGGAUCAAAAAUAUUUGAAUGGUGUAAAAGAAGUGAAUGCACAGAUGAGGCAGCUUCCUCUCUAUAUGAAGUGUCUGCAUCUCAGAUUGGUUACUACAUUGCUCUUGAAGGAGGCUUUUUUAACUCCCUUGGUCCUAGGGGUUAUCAAGCAAUUUUAGAUCUUCUUAUGAAAGCCCUGUCUUCAGGAACUAUUCUCAAAAAUACAGCAGUAAAAAGCAUUCAGUGGGACUUCAAAGCAAGCUCCCAGGGCAACGAGGAUAAAGAACAGAACCAUGCUGUACAAGUGAUCUGUGAAAAUGAUCAAAUCUUUGAUGCUGAUCAUGUGAUUGUGACUGUAUCUCUGGGGGUUUUAAAACAAAAAGCAAGAACAAUGUUUGAACCUGCCUUACCAAAAUCAAAGCUGGAUGCUAUUGAGAGGCUCGGCUUUGGUACCGUGGACAAGAUCUUCCUGUGUUUCAGUGAAAGAUUUUGGCCAGAAGACUGUGCAGGAAUCCAACUUGUGUGGGACGAGGGACCUGAAGAUAAGGCAGUCUAUAGCAGUCAUGGUGAAGAAGAUACCUGGGCAGAGACAUGGUUUAAAAAGAUUUGCGGUUUUGAUACUGUUGCCCGUCACCCUACAGUGCUCUGUGGCUGGAUCACAGGCAAAGAGGCUCUUCAUAUGGAGACAUUGCCAGACAGUGAGGUUCGAGACACCUGUGUAAGAUUGCUUAGGUCCUUUACUGGCUGGUCUGUGCCUGAUGUGACCAAAGUUCUGAUCUCCAGGUGGGGUCAUGACCCACAUGUACUAGGCUCCUAUACAUUUGUUCCUCACUUGGUGAAUGGGGUGAAAGAGCAUGAGAUACUGGCAGAACCUCUUCCUUCUUGUAGUGAAGUCUCAGAAAACAAGCCUCUGCAGGUGCUGUUUGCAGGUGAAGCCACUCAUGUGAACUUCUACACCACCACCCAUGGAGCCUAUCUAUCUGGACUCAGAGAAGCAGAGAUACUCAUUAACCAUUACUCUUAUUAAAACACUCCAUCCAUAGGUCCAACACUGAUGCAAUGUUUUUCUUCCUGAUGAUACAAUAUUGAAGUUAUAUUUGAACCAAUUUCUGUGGCAGUCAUGAUUUUAACUUAUUGAAGAUCUGAAUGAUCCAAAGUGUGAUGCAUUUUGCAGUACCUGAAUUGUAGACACAAGGUUGCAUCCAGCUUACUUAAAAGACAAAUACAAUA
This is a messenger RNA of Tachysurus vachellii, 2272 nucleotides long. Its product is annotated as spermine oxidase-like. Bases 573 to 2069 code for a protein of 498 amino acids. The record is from RefSeq and is a predicted model, not a curated record. Lineage: Eukaryota; Metazoa; Chordata; Actinopteri; Siluriformes; Bagridae. The transcript is spliced from 4 exons. Gene Ontology annotation, molecular function: polyamine oxidase activity.